Dendroctonus ponderosae (mountain pine beetle) is the source of this 4035-nucleotide messenger RNA. RefSeq names its product aspartate aminotransferase, mitochondrial. Gene Ontology annotation, cellular component: mitochondrion; Mre11 complex. Lineage: Eukaryota; Metazoa; Arthropoda; Insecta; Coleoptera; Curculionidae. Gene Ontology annotation, biological process: sensory perception of smell; biosynthetic process; mitotic G2 DNA damage checkpoint signaling. The transcript has 14 exons. The record is from RefSeq and is a predicted model, not a curated record. Gene Ontology annotation, molecular function: pyridoxal phosphate binding; protein binding; damaged DNA binding. Bases 264 to 1562 code for a protein of 432 amino acids.
CCUAAAGAAGAAACAUGCUAGUUAAUUGCAAGUACAAUUCGCAACAAAUCGCUAAAUAGAAUGAUUAAACUGGCCAUAUUUUGUAAACUUGUCUUCGUCGUUCCAUGUUAGAUGCUUAGAAGGUUCAGCCAUAAAUGCUUUCUUUAUUCGCUCACUGUAUAGCAACAUAAUGUCAUUUUUCUGAAAUUUUAUCGACUGCCAAUUUUUCUUAAUUAAAUUUCGCAAGUUUUUCCUUUUUUCUCUGUCGAAGAAUCGCCGCCUCAAUGCCUGUUUUAAGCAAAUCCCUCAAACGAAUAAGCAAAUUGCCUCAGCAGUGGGGAAUCAGCCUGGUAGCGCUCAGAAAACAGUCCUGGUGGAGCCAAAUUAAAGCAGGAGCCCCUGACCCAAUCUUCAGCGUAACGGAAGCCUACAGGGCCGAUGCGAAUCCCCAAAAAGUCCUGCUAGGAGUAGGAGCUUACAGAACUGAUGAGGGAAUGCCGUUCAUCCUGCCCUGCGUUCAAAGAGCAAAAGACAUGUUAGGGGAGCAGAAGCUGGAUCAUGAGUAUCUUCCACAGGGCGGAUAUUCAGAGUUUAACAGAGCGGCCGCUCGACUAGCGCUAGGCGAAGAAAGCGAUGUUCUGAAGAACGGUCUGAACCUCACUGUUCAGGCGCUAGGAGGAACUGGUGCUAUUCGACUGGGGAUGACAUUUUUAAGCCGUUUCCAUACUGGAUGUAAGGUAGUGUACAUUCCAAACCCCACAUGGAACAACCACAAGAACAUAAGUCUGAAUUCGGGGAUGGAAUGGAAGUUCUACAAGUAUUACGACCCCGAACAAAAAGGGAUGAACUUCUGUGGCAUGUGCGAAGAUAUAGAAAACAUCCCGGAAAAAUCUAUUAUUCUCUUCCAUGCCAUUGCCCACAAUCCCACGGGAUUCGACCCCUCUCCCGACCAAUGGAAACGGCUCUCAAAUCUCUGCAUGGAAAGGAACUUGUUUGUCUUCUUCGACAUGGCGUAUCAAGGAUUUGCUACGGGAGAUGCGGAAAAAGACGCCAGUUCAGUGCGCCAAUUCAUAGAAGACGGCCAUCAAGUGGCCGUAGCUCAAAGUUUCUCCAAAAACAUGGGGCUGUAUGGCGAGAGGAUUGGAGCCCUUACUUUAGUAACCAAUCCCCUUGUAGCAUCGAAGGAAGAACUGGAAAGGGUAAAUUCCCAAAUGAAAAUCGUCAUUAGAGCAAUGUACUCAAAUCCGCCGCUCUAUGGAGCGCGCAUUGUCUCUCAAGUGCUCAAUGAGCAAGCUUUGAGAUGCCAAUGGCUCAAAGACAUCCAAGGUAUGGCCAAUAGGAUUCAAAGUGUACGACAGCUGCUGGUGGCCGAACUGAAGAAAGUUGGCUCGGAAAAAAAUUGGGAACACAUUUGCAAGCAAAUUGGAAUGUUUAGUUUUACAGGACUGAACAAGGAGCAAGUGGAAAAGCUAACAAAAGAGCACAGCGUCUACCUAACAGCAGACGGCAGAAUUUCAGUAGCUUCCUUGGGAGGAAAAAACAUUCCAUAUGUUGCAAGGGCCAUACAUGAAGUGUCGAAGUAAUCAAAGUGUUUGCUGAGUUGUAGUUACCCGUUUUUCUCGCCCCUACCACUCGCAGUUGAUUGUUCACUAAACUACACGGCCCCAUUCUGAACCUAGCCAAGCCCUGACCCUUUCUCAGGAAGGGUUUUUUUGGUUUAACGGCUGCUCCAGUUGGGGGGUUAUCUGCCAACUUUUCCUCCAGCAAUUGCUCGAAGGGCUUCGGGGGCGCAAUUUUCUUCUGGUCCCAUUCGCCGAGAUUCACUGAAUUAAAGCUAUCCUGCUGAGAAGCGGUUUCGAUGUGAUUUUCCGGUUUAUUCCUCGACUGUUGAAGAAGGUUGUCAUAACUGCCUUGCCACUGCUUUAAAUCCUGCAGCCUGACAAGGCUGAGCGAUGGCGAAAACGACAUGCCGAGGGAUCAAAAAGGGUUUAUCAUUACACACUGGAAAUUUUGAAUGUUUGAAACACUUUUUUGUUUUGUGGACGUUACAAGUUGUCACUGAUGCCAAAAGUCUUUGGUUAGGGGAGGAAAUUGGAGGUUAGCUUGGGACAAAGUGGGGUUUAGACCUUAGACCCUAGACUAAGACUUAGUUAAUCUAUGGUUUAGACAGAGCCACAGACAGAGCAAAGACAACAAGAGACUUCAUUCUGUCCAUAGAUAAAGACGAGUGAUUCUGUCUACUUGCCUCUGUUGUCCCCACCACAGAUUACAUACUAUUGAAUUACUAGAGAGCCUUUUUUACAGGGGUUUUAUUAAGUCCUGUUCACAAAAUAUGCCCCCGGGGUCUGUGGUCUUGUUCUAUGCGAAGACUCUUGUUUAAAGUGCAAGUGUUUACAUUUGUUGACGGUGGGGCCCUAGUAUGACUGCUAUACUUAUUCUUUUUAUGAUCUUUUAUCUGUAAGUCAUGGUUUUCGUGUUAAGGCAUGUUACAAAUGGGGAAGUUUUACUUUUGGGGAUGAAUGAAACGUACACUUUGGGGCGCAGCCGGCGGAAUAGCAUCCAUUUGAAAGAUGCCACCGUCAGCAAGAAACAUGCCACCAUCAAACUUGCUGAUGGCCACGUUGACCUGGAAGCUGAAAAUUUUGCUAAUGGAACUUGGCUGAAUAAGGCGAGAAUCCAAAGACCUCAGCGGCUGCAAAGUGGAGACGUUAUUCUCUUCGGGGACCAAGAUUGCAAAUAUGUUUUUCUAGAUCCUAAAUUCGAGGCUAUAAUCGAUGAACGAAUUGACACAAUUUCCAGAUUUGCACUAGAGUUAACUCUAAAUAAUUUGAAUGUGAAAAUAGCGACUGAUUAUGCAUCCACUUGUACCCAUUUCAUUACUAAACUCGUUACAGUUGAUGGUCUAAUGAACGGACCAAUGCUGUACUUUCUCAUAGAUAGGAAGAAUGUGAUUACAAUGAAAUACUUUAUGGACAUUCUGACCAACAUUAGAGAAGCCCCGUUGGUUCCCAACAUUUACAGAUACAUGCCCCAAGUGGAUGAUUUCCUCAAAAGCAAAGGCAUUGUGGAUAUUAAUCCGAGAAAGAAUCGGAACUUUUUAUUUGAUAAUGUUUUUUUUAUCAUAUUUGAUCCACAGCUGCAUGACAGAGUGUGCCCCCUCAUUGUAAAGUGCGGUGGCGAUACUGCAAUCUACGUGAAAGGAUUCAAUUUCUACAAUAAUUUAUUCGAAUACUGGAAAAGAUAUCUUUACAUUGCGGUCCUGGAUUCAGAGCAUAGGGAUUGUGAGCAAAUGAAAGAGUUCUCUGCAGCAAUGCGCCUCAACGGCAAGCGAUUUAUGACCCUUGAACCUCGUGAUAUUUACGUUCAGAUCCUUAAAGGAGACUCUGUUAUGGAAAUUGGAAAUGCAGAUGUAGUGUAUUUACCGAACACGCCCCCGCCAGUGAUCGUUCUGGAUUCAUCAGAUGAUGAGGAGUUAUUGCCUGAAUUGGAUAAUCAAGCAGACGAACCCGCUAAACCAAAGAGUCCAAACAUCCCGUCGCCUUCACGGCGAUUGCUUAAAUCCUACGAGCCUCUCAAAAAUGAGCUCAGCUUUAGGGAAUAUUGUUUGAGGACAAAUUCACAAUCUUCCACCUUAAAUAAGUGGAUAACAAGUCCAAAAAAGAAACGUCCGUCUAAACAAACCAAAGAUGCAGAUGAAACAGCGAUUGAAGCCACACCGCAAACUGAAGUCUCUACGGCCAGUAAACAAGAUGAACAAACCCCGCCUGUAGCGAGGUCUGAGAAAAUUAAAAUCGUUCAAGUUCUUUUAAAUAGAAGCCGGCCAGGCUUUAGUUUAGAUAACAGCCAGCAAGCAUGUAAUUCCGCAGACGAUUCGCAAACGUUUAGUCGCACUCAGGUAACACCCACCAAUUUGUUUAAAAAACUUAAAGAGGAUAACACGAGCCCGUCCGAGGAUGUAUCAGAUUGCUCAUCAGAUAGUGAAAUUUUUUUUAGAGAUUGUAAAUUACUUAUUGAUUAACAUCUGAGUGAAGCAAUAAACUUGUACUUGAUUUGUAA